Molecule: messenger RNA, 774 nt
Organism: Notodromas monacha
Lineage: Eukaryota; Metazoa; Arthropoda; Ostracoda; Podocopida; Cyprididae
Source: the annotation of a GenBank genome assembly
CACGAGUGUUUUUUCUUCACAAGCCAGGUACAAUCGUUGCGCGUAGAUUCGAAAUCGAGUGAUUAUGGCUUCGGUUGGCCGCAUUUUCCGUUCUUCUGUGCACACCAAAUUCUUCCCCAUAAUUUCGGCCUUGAACCGAACCAUGUGUCGAACAUCCGCGGUUGGCGUUUAUAACUUUGCCAGUGCCCACAAAAAGCAAAUCCGCCAUCUCCUGAAACCCCUUGACACAGCCAUUCUACCGGGUAACUUCUCGGUUCCCGAAACCCGCGCUUACAGUACUGCCGUGAAGCUGAAGAAAGAGGAGAUAGAACAGAGAGUCUUGAAUGUUUGCAAAGCUUUCGACAAAAUUAGUGCAGAAAAGGUGCGGAGCUACAGUGAAAAGCCGCCUAUGGACUUGAACAUGAUCAAGGAUCGUGUUUUGCUUGUUUUGAAGCUGUACGACAAGGUUGACUCCGAGAAGGUUUCAUUGGAUUCUCAUUUCAUGAACGACCUGGGCCUUGAUUCUCUUGAUCACGUUGAAGUUAUCAUGGCGAUUGAGGACGAAUUCGGUUUCGAAAUCCCCGACAUGGACGCUGAGAAGUUGUUGAAACCUUCGGACAUCGUGCGAUACGUUGCCGAUCACGAGGACAUUUACGAAUAAAGUCCAUGUGCAAUAGUCAACUCUGUCCUUAUCUCUUCUAACCGGGCGGGAAAAAAUACGGCAUCCGGUUCUACGGUAGAAAUUUGUUCGCGUCGUGGCUGAUCAAUAAAAAUCAGAUUUGUUGUUGAAAAUAA